CUUAAAAGGCCAAAAAAACAGAACAUAGUGACAGAGUGUUCCAGAGAGUUUGUUAAAGAACUGUGAAGAAGAGGGUAACUGCAAACAAAGCAAGCAAAACAAAAGACGCAGUGAUGGAGAGGAUGAAGAGGGUGCUUCUGCUGCUUCUGGCCUUCACUGUUCUUCUCAUGUUGCCAGAAGCUUCUGCUACAAAGUUUACUGUUGGAAACAACCAGUUUUGGAACCCCAAUAUUAACUACACUGAGUGGGCUAAAGGCAAACAUUUCUACCUUGGUGACUGGCUCUAUUUUGUGUACGAUAGGAACCAAGCGAGCGUGUUGGAAGUGAACAAGACAGAUUAUGAAACAUGUAACUCUGAUCAUCCACUCACAAAUUGGACUAGGGGAGCUGGAAGAGACGUGGUUCCAUUGAAUGUAACAAAAACUUACUACAUUAUCAGUGGCCGAGGGUUCUGCUUCAGCGGCAUGAAGAUAGCAGUUCAUGUUGAAAAGCUGCCACCUCCACCAAAAGCUGCCCCUGUAAAGUCCGCGGCACCGACCCUUUUUUCACAAGACCGCAUUCUUCUCAUGCCUGUUGUUUUUGCCAUUGGAGCAGCAUGGGAUGCAUUCAUUCAUUUCUGGUAGUGAUAUUAUUUUACACACCACCAUUGCACAACACCAAUGGAUAGUGUUCAUGUUGUGUUACUCUUUUUCUUUUUUCUCAAAGGCAAUUGUUGCUUGCAUGGUGAUAUUAGUAGUUGACCUCAAAUGGGUCAAAGGAUGAUGUUUCAAGUUAGGUAGUGUUUGUGUUUGAUUUUCAAAAUGUGUUGUAUUUCUGUAUGUUAAUGAUCAGAAAUAUGUCAAACUGGUUUAAAUUAAUUUAAUUUGUUGGAGAAUUCAAAUGCGGGAGUUGCGGGAAUGUGGUGGUAUCAUGCUUUUGGACUAGUAGGACCUUGUCCAUGUGCGUGUAGUAUCAAUGCAUUUUACUUUUCUCCAA
Molecule: messenger RNA, 975 nt
Organism: Glycine soja
Lineage: Eukaryota; Viridiplantae; Streptophyta; Magnoliopsida; Fabales; Fabaceae
Product: lamin-like protein
Exons: 2
Coding region: 114-623 (169 amino acids)
Cellular component (GO): plasma membrane
Molecular function (GO): electron transfer activity
Source: RefSeq, a predicted model, not a curated record